This is a messenger RNA of Pyrus x bretschneideri (Chinese white pear), 1033 nucleotides long. Its product is annotated as 60S ribosomal protein L8-3. The record is from RefSeq and is a predicted model, not a curated record. Gene Ontology annotation, molecular function: RNA binding; structural constituent of ribosome. Gene Ontology annotation, biological process: cytoplasmic translation. The transcript is spliced from 2 exons. Bases 16 to 795 code for a protein of 259 amino acids. Gene Ontology annotation, cellular component: ribosome; cytosolic large ribosomal subunit. Lineage: Eukaryota; Viridiplantae; Streptophyta; Magnoliopsida; Rosales; Rosaceae.
UACUCAGUAGGAGCAAUGGGGAGAGUCAUCAGAGCUCAGCGUAAGGGUGCCGGCUCCGUCUUCAAGUCCCACACCCACCACCGCAAGGGUCCGGCUCGCUUCCGGAGCCUCGACUUCGGCGAGCGCAACGGCUACCUCAAGGGCGUCGUCACCGAGAUCAUCCACGACCCCGGUCGCGGUGCCCCGUUGGCCCGCGUCAGCUUCCGCCACCCCUUCCGUUACAAGAAGCAGAACGAGCUCUUCGUCGCCGCCGAGGGCAUCUACACCGGCCAGUUCAUUUACUGCGGGAAGAAGGCCAACUUGGUGGUCGGAAAUGUGUUGCCUCUCAGAUCGAUCCCGGAGGGAGCUGUCGUCUGCAACGUCGAGCACCAUGUCGGCGACCGUGGAACCCUAGCUAGGGCUUCUGGUGAUUACGCCGUUGUUAUCAGCCACAACCCUGAUAACGAUACUUCCAGGAUCAAACUUCCGUCUGGAGCCAAGAAGAUUGUUCCAAGUGGGUGCCGUGCUAUGAUUGGGCAGGUUGCAGGAGGAGGAAGAACAGAAAAGCCAAUGCUCAAGGCUGGUAAUGCUUACCACAAGUUCAGAGUGAAGAGGAACUGCUGGCCCAAGGUUCGUGGUGUAGCUAUGAACCCAGUCGAGCAUCCUCACGGAGGAGGUAACCACCAGCAUAUUGGACAUGCUAGCACUGUCAGGCGUGACGCUCCUCCUGGGCAGAAGGUUGGUCUCAUUGCCGCUAGGAGGACGGGUCGUCUCAGAGGACAGGCUGCUGCAAACAUCUCCAAGGCAGACAAGUGAAGAGGCUUUUAAGGGAUUACGUUUUAUUUGUUACCUAAGUUUGCUGUUUCGGGACCGUUUUAAUUUAUCUCCAGUACUAGAUUGUUGCAUUUUUGUUCGGUUUGAACCGUUAUAUGCUGAGAGGAGGUUUUAACAGUCAAAACCUUUACCUGUUGUCAUAUGGUUCUUGUUUUGUGCAUGUUGGAGUUCCAGUAAACCUUUCAUUUCUAAGCUUUAUUGAAUGUUCAAUUUACUGAGA